AUUUCGAGUUACCACGUAGCAUCCAUCUUGAGGUUUUAGUUUUUGUGAAAAAAUGCUGUUUAUACAGAUUUCUGACCAUCGUAAGGUCCCGGGAGGUGCGGUACGCCCCUGAGUAAUACGGUACGCUGUGUCGACAAUCGGCUAGGGGGGGACUACUUUCCGUUGAGAAGGUGAGCGUGCGUGUGCGUCUCGCGGUCGAGACCUCGCGAGGAGAAAAUGAAAUCCGAAAUGGUUACUGCCGCGCUAUGACCCUAAAAAGCAAAUGUUUCUUUUUGCCUGUGAGUGAAUAACAAACGACUGAUCGGGUGAAAUGGAGGGCGGCACGUCGAGGAACGAGGCUGCAAUAUCACCAGAGCUGUACUUUUUAAUCGCCAAAUUCUUAGCGGUGGGACCCUGUCGCGAAGCCGCGGAAGUGUUGAAGCGUGAAUUGGAGCGAGCUAAGGUUUUACCGCAAAGGCUAGACUGGGAAGGGCAUGUACAUAAUCAAACCUUCGAGGAAUUGGAAAAGAAGUAUUCUCACAUUGGGUCGAAUCAUUUGUUACAAAUAUGUGCCAGAAUUGGUCCAGUAUUGGAAAAAGAAGUACCACCAUGCAUACCAGGAGCGAUAUCCCUCCUGGGAGCUGGAAGACAAUCUUUGCUACGUACGCAAGAAGAUGUUCAACGUCGAGUGCGUGGUAUUACUUCGUAUUCUGGCAGACUAGGUGGAAAACCAUUUCUGGAUUCACUGUAUAGUUUAUCAGUGCCUAACAUAGUACAUGUAAUUCAGGGACGGGAGAAUUCAGGUCCCCUGACCCGGCGAGAGGCGAUACCUACGAAGUUUUACAAUAAAAUGCAAUUGUACAGACACACUUUAGGCCAUUUGUCUGCAGUAUAUUGUGUUCUUUUCGAUCGCACUGGGAAAUACAUAAUAACCGGUGCAGACGAUUUACUCGUUAAAGUAUGGAGCUCCAUCGACGGUCGUUUGUUAGCUACUUUCCGUGGAGCGUCUGCCGAAAUCAUGGACAUCGCAGUUAAUUUUGAUAAUACUUUACUCGCUGCUGGUAGCUUAGAUAGGAUAUUAAGGGUCUGGUGUUUUCAAACGAUGUCACCCGUUGCAGUUUUAUCUGGACACUCCGGUAUGAUCACUUCUGUGAACUUCUGCCCUAUCUCUUGCAACGGUGUAUAUUACUUGGUUUCUACGAGUACGGAUGGAUCUGUUGCCUUUUGGUCGCACGUGAAGAAACGCAACGAAAGAGCAAUUUUUCAACCAAAACCAAUUCAAUAUCAUGAGAAGAUGCGACCGGGCCAAGCACAGAUGAUCUGUGCUUCGUUCAGCCCUGGGGGCGCGUUUAUGGCAGCAGGCUCUGCAGAUCAUCAUGUUAGAGUGUAUUCGAUGUUGGGAGACGAAGGUCCAUGCAGGGUUUUAGAAGUGGAAGCGCAUUCUGACACGGUGGACAGCAUUCAGUGGGCACACAGCGGUUUGAAGUUCAUUUCCGGUUCGAAGGACGGUACCGCGAACGUUUGGCACUUUGAACAGCAACAGUGGAUGUACACGCGUUUGUUAAUGACCACCAAACUCCCUGGGGAAACGGAAUCGGAGGACGAUUCUAAUAAAAAAGCGAAAGUAACUAUGGUCAGCUGGGAUGUCAGUGACGAAUGGGUCAUCACGGCUGUGAACGAUAGCUCGCUUAAAGUAUGGAACGCGAAGAACGGGGAAUUAGUGAAAAUUUUACGUGGUCAUAAGGAUGAAGUCUUUGUAUUAGAAUCUCAUCCUAUAGACCCUCGCAUCAUACUGAGUGCUGGGCACGACGGGCAGCUAAUGAUCUGGGACGUACUGAACACUGAACCGAUAGCGUGUUUCCAAAAUUUUAUCGAGGGACAGGGUAACGGUGCUGUCUUCGACGCGAAGUGGUCCCCGGACGGGACGAUGUUGGCAGCUACCGAUUCGCACGGGCAUCUUUUAAUAUACGGAUUCGGGUCUGGUGUCGAGAAACUUAAAAUAGUACCUAAAGAAUUAUUUUUCCACACGGAUUAUAGACCUUUAAUACGAGACGCGAAUAAUUAUGUUUUGGACGAGCAGACGCAAACAGCGCCUCACUUAAUGCCUCCACCGUUUCUAGUAGACGUGGAUGGAAACCCUUAUCCACCGGCAUUGCAAAGAUUAGUUCCCGGGAGAGAGAAUUGUAGAGGAGAACAAUUGGUACCAAAUAUUGCAGUAGGCGCCGGAGGAAUGCAAGAAGUUAUAGAAGGUCUUCCGUCUCAAGAGCCGCGGUCCAAUAUCGACCAAUUAAUAGAAGCGCUUGCACAGAGGCAAAAUAUUAAUAUCGACGGCGAGAGUGCAGCCGACGACAGGGAAGAAAACCCGGAACAGCCAGUUCGACAUAUGGCUAGUCCACGAGGGAGCAGGUCCGGCUUGAGGAGAGCCGGAGAUGUCGAAGGUGUGCGACAGAGUAGCGGGAAUUGGCAAAGGGAUAACACUACGCCUUGGAACAAGCCGAUUCUCGCUCGUCCUAUGAAUCCUGCUGUUAGAGCGACGCAGAUCAAAGCUCUACUCGCGACGGCAGAAAUGGAACUUGAAAAUUUGAAACGCGAGAUGCGAAGGAGACCGCAGCCUGUAUCGAAUACUGCCAUUACUGAAGGUAACAUAGGAAGCAGAUUAGCGAAUCGGAAACGUAAUAGAACUACUAGGCACGGAUAUAGAACUAGAGCUACGCGCGGCGAGGAACAGGAAGAUGAGGACUUCGAGAAUCCUGAUAAUGUGGGAACGUCGGCGAGUUCGGCUAGUAGUAAUAGUAACGAUUCCACUGCUCACGAAGAGGAUUUGUGCUCCGACAGUUCCACGUCAGAUUCUAGUACGGAAUAUUCAGACUGGAUUGCCGAUCACGGUUUAAGCUUGGAGCCACCGAAACGAAGUAAACGCAAGCCCGUGAAGAAACGAUCUCUCACACCGCCAAGCGAUGCAGAUAGAAAACGUAAUACGCGGCCUAGGAAAAAGGAUAUGCCACUGCCUACUGGUAUCGACGAUAUUCCUGAAGUUUUUAGACCUUCGGAAUGGCUCACCGAAGUAAUACCAAGAAAAGCUCCUUACUAUCCACAAAUGGGCGACGAAAUAGUGUACUUCCGGCAAGGACACCAAUUUUAUUUAGAUGCCGUUAGGAAUAAAAAAGUAUAUGAAUUGGGUCCACGAUGCGAACCGUGGAGUAAAGUCAAUAUUAGGGCCCAAGAAUUCGUAAAGGUAGUAGGUAUUAAGUAUGAAAUACGUCCUCCACGAUUGUGUUGUUUAAAAUUAGCAUUAAUGGACGAGGACGGGAGAUUGACGGGAGGAAAUUUUACUAUCAAAUAUCACGACAUGGCCGACGUUCUGGAUUUCUUAGUGCUACGUCAAACGUUCGACACGGCACUAGCACGUAGUUGGUCCGAGGGCGAUCGAUUUCGGUGCAUGAUCGACGAUGGCUGGUGGAUAGGUCAAAUACAAUCGAUGGAACCGUUAGACGACGAUUUCCCGGAAUCAUUUUUCAUGUGCUUCCGCGUUAGGUGGGAUAACGGGGAGUACGAAAGAAUGAGUCCUUGGGAUCUCGAACCGAUCGAUGAAAACAGACUCCCCGCAGAAUUAGGUGGCGCAGUUCCUGUACUACCGGAGGAGAUACAGUCCAUAUUGUAUCAGCCCCAUCCGGAGGAGUGGCCGAUGGGUGACAGGGAAGGCACCUGCCGUAGGAUCAUACGCGGACUGGAUCAAGUGAUGAGCCUAGCGAUCGCGGAACCGUUCAUGGCACCUGUUGAUCUCAACGCGUAUCCCACAUAUGCAUUCUUCGUCGAAUACCCGAUCGAUCUGACCACCAUAAAAGCUCGUUUUGAUAAUCAUUUUUAUCGACGAAUAACAUCUGCACAAUUCGAUGUUAGAUACUUAGCGACGAACGCAGAACAAUUCAACGAAUCGCAUAGUCAAAUAGUGAAGCACGCAAGGAUAGUCACCGAUCUAUGCCUGCGUAUUAUAAAAGAGCCUACGGACUUGGACGUGCCGGCUCUCUACCAUCAAUUGGUGGACACGUAUCAUUCCUCCGAGUCAGAGGUCGAGAUGGAAGACGUGAAGGACAAGCCUUCGACUAGUACGCAGAGAGCGACUUCAAGUAGAAAUCUACGCUCGCAAGAAGUACCGACUGACUGGAGAAUAAAUUGUCGUCAAUUACUAGAAACGUUAUGGCAGUGCGAGGAUUCCAUUCCUUUCAGAGAACCAGUUGAUAGACUAGAACACCCGGACUACCAUCAGAUCAUAGACACGCCGAUGGAUUUGCGCACGGUGAAAGAGGAUCUGCUGGGAGGAAACUACGAAACUCCUUUAGAGUUUGCCAAAGAUAUGCGAUUAAUAUUUACUAACAGCCGAAAUUAUAAUACUAAUAAGCGAUCGAGGAUAUACUCGAUGACAAUAAGAUUAUCGGCUAUGUUUGAAGAACAUAUGCGUAAAAUCCUAUCUAAUUGGAAAUCUGCGAGGAAACGGAAUACCAAUGCAAAGAAUACGAAGGGGAAAGCUAGAAGAGGUAAAGUUCGGUUAACAAACGGCACAGGUCCUUCGAAAUCGAAGUCCGCAUGUUCCGACGAUGAUGAACCUAUGAACAGUGAGGACGACGACGCGGAGACGGGUGAACCAGAAAACAAUGAUGUUAACGUGUGUGCACCAGGACCAUCACGGAUGACGAAUGGACACACGAAACGUUCAUUGAACGCGACGCGGCCAACGAUAAAACUGCGGAUCUCUCGAUCGACGGUGUCUAAGAAACCGAGAGAGAGUGAAAGUGACGAGGCCAGUGACUCGGAGGCGUCGUCGGACAGUGAAAGUAGUGGUAGUGUACCGAUGAGGAGAACGCGAGCUAGGAAAACGGUACCUAGUGUUAGUGCUGAGAGUGAUUCCGGGGACGAGUACACGCCCAGCGGGCGCGGGAAACAGACUCGCAAGAACCGUGCGAAAAAUAGUAAAAACAAUAGACAAGUUAAAGCAAAGACGAAGCAGGAUAGUUAUGAAAAUGCAAAGAGUGACGAUUUCGAGGAAGACGAUGCGUCCACUGGGAACGAUCUGUCAGACGACGAGAGCGAAGAGGAAGUUAUUAAUAGGAGUAGAACGAGGUCUCGGAAGUUAGCGUCCCCGUCCGAACACGAGGACAGUUUAAAAAGCACACCGAGAAGUAGGAGAAACAAUAUAGAAAGUCAGAGCGAGGAGGAGGAGGAUGAGGAGGAAGAAGACGAGGAGCAGGAUGAAGACGAGCAGUCGCAGAAUGAAAUGAAUAAUCAUGAUUCGGACAGCGACGACUCUGAGGAAGGAGCAUACGUGUCGUCGAGAUCUCAGAGACGAGUUCGGGCGACGAGGGAGGCGCAGAAUGUAGAAAUUGUACAAAAUUCGCGGAGAACGGGCAAACGACCUCGUUACAAUGAGGAGAGUGACGAGAGCAAUACGGCGCCGGUUCGGAAUCGACGUAAAAUUAAACGACGAUACUACGCGGAGGAGAGCGACGAAAGUCCGGAACCCGAGAACGACAGAGCGGGCAUUAGCAUAAGUAGCAGGGGGCGUGUGCGUAAAAUGACGGAGAAGUUACGAGCUCUUCAGCAGUCUAAGAAUCUGUAGUGUAAAGAUUUUAAACAUUAUUUGAUUACUUUCGAAUGUACGAUUGCAUUCGUAAUUAAUAUAGGACUACGCUGGACGCGUGUAUUGCCCGAGGAGCCUAGGAUAAGAUUAUAUGUAGACUGUAUGUAUAAACACUUGAGAUUGUCAUAGCGAUUCAUGAUAAACGCGAAGUACUUCCAUUAUUAUGAAGCACAUUAAUGAAUUUUAUUUUUUUAUGUUUAAAUGCAUGAUCAGCCGAUGAACAUAGCGAAGAUUUACUAGCAAGCGGAAACAGUGUGAGCAUUCUGUAACACUUAUUUCCUUCGUACACUCUUCCCUUUCGAAUUCCAUAGUAUUCAUGGUUAUUUGCAAUUAAAAUGUCUAUUGUACUCUCGACUUGUAUCGCAGAACUCUGUCAAUGGACUAACAAUGAAAAUGUUACACAAUUAUUUUUACAAUCUUUAACUGUUGUCGAUAUACUUUUAAAACUACAUGUCUCGAUGUCCUCAAUUAUUAUAAGGUAACGUCAAACAAAAGUGAGGUGACGUAACGAUAGUGUUUAUAUUACAUUGUUGAUCAUGUGUUAUUGUACCUGGAGUCUAAAGAAAAAUACCCGUCAUUCUUGUCAGGGAGCACUGAGUUUAAGUUUAAUUUCUCGACGGACAAUUGUUACUUCGGUGUAAAAUCAAGUGUUAAGAGAUAAUCUGUACCAGUGUUCGUUUCGAGAUGGACAAGUAAAAAUAAAAUCUAUCUUUUUAAUACAAUAGUCUACUUAAAGAAUUUAGUAUUUGCAUACUCGUAUAUUCUUCUAUUGAGAUAUUAUGUUUCAUAUGUCUUAAUGAAAAUAAAACUGAGUUCAAAUCUAUUAACAACUAAAUUGCAUGUACACAUGAAACAUUGGAAGUUCUAUUCUUACUUAUUGCAUCUAACUUCUAAGUUUGAUUACUGAAGAUGAAGUACUUAUAUGUAAAUGAGGCAGUGCCUUUGCAAAUAUGAUUUAUUUAGCGAAGCUGAGUAUCAAAAGGCAGCAUUUUUAUUUUGAGAACAGCCGAACCUACGCCUGAUAAUUAAUUUCGUUUAAUGGGCACUGUUUUCGCUUUUUUUACAACUAUACUAGAUCAUUUGUAAAUACGUACGUGCGAUGUGAGGUAAACAGCACUCUCUUAAUAUGUUAAAGGGAACACGUGCUCCGCGCGGUCUGUAGUUUAAAGUAGUGAAUUUUUACAUGUAAUUUGUAUGUCCAUUAGAGAAUUAAGAACCAAUGCUCGUGCGAUUUUAGAAUUUUCAUAUAUAGAAAUAGGCGUUUUUCAAAUUUGUAUAGCAUACAAAUUAAUUAAUUCACUUGCUACACAUACAAUAGGAUGGAAGUUAAUUGAGGACAGUUUUACAGCCGGCAAAACUGAACAAGGAUACGUGCACAAAUAUUGGAAGUGUCGACUGUCUCGAGCCAUUGUGAUAUUAGCUUAAGAACAAUAUUAAAUAUAAAAUGAUAUAUAUAUAUAUAAUAAUAAUAAUAAUUAGGAGUAUAACUGAUAUUUUUUUAAUAACGCCUUACGAAAAAGGGAAUCAUAUCAUACGUGGUCUUACGAAGUUAAAUAUCUGAUCAUGUUAAUUUAAUACCGAUACAAUUAACUUUAAUCAUUUAUUACUAUUAUUAUUAUUAUUAUUAAUUGUUUUACGAUUAACGGUAUUUCGUAUUAUAAUCUAAUCAAGAAUUAAUAUAAUUUCCUGUACAUAAAUCUAUUGUUAAAUUAACAAAACUUAACGGGACACGACGAUAGUUUCGAUUUGUGUAAACUUUACAAACCCUUAGUUGUGGAAUCGAUUUAGCCUAAUGCAUACUUAGUUUAUCAGAACCCACCUUCACCAAUAAAAAAAAUAAAUUGUUUCAUAAAUGUA
This is a messenger RNA of Ceratina calcarata, 7471 nucleotides long. It is a transcript of the gene BRWD3, whose product is annotated as bromodomain and WD repeat-containing protein. Bases 311 to 5593 code for a protein of 1760 amino acids. Gene Ontology annotation, cellular component: nucleus. The record is from RefSeq and is a predicted model, not a curated record. Gene Ontology annotation, biological process: regulation of cell shape; cytoskeleton organization; regulation of transcription by RNA polymerase II. Gene Ontology annotation, molecular function: protein binding. NCBI's taxonomy places the organism in Eukaryota, Metazoa, Arthropoda, Insecta, Hymenoptera, Apidae. The transcript is spliced from 22 exons.